Molecule: messenger RNA, 3511 nt
Organism: Sycon ciliatum
Lineage: Eukaryota; Metazoa; Porifera; Calcarea; Leucosolenida; Sycettidae
Product: flap endonuclease GEN-like
Exons: 16
Coding region: 201-3197 (998 amino acids)
Molecular function (GO): four-way junction DNA binding; 5'-flap endonuclease activity
Source: RefSeq, a predicted model, not a curated record
UGGAGCUUUUGUCUUCUUUGCCAGCUUUCUUUUCAUUCACUGCUAGCUCUAGCUCUCGUUUGACCUUAUGUCUGGGUAUCAUGUCUGCCUGUUUCAACUACCCCGCAGCUAGCGGCCCUGCAUCAGCACGGUGGUACAGGUAGACGACGCUGACUUGAAGAGGUUGUGUGCUGUGCAAGUGUCACUGUUGAACUGCUACAAUGGGAGUUCUAACGCUGUGGCCAAUGCUGGAAGCUGCUCGUGAGGUGUGUGAUCUCCAGGUCCUGUCUGGAAAAACUCUAGCAGUAGACUUGAGUGGAUGGAUCUGUGAAGCCUGCGCUCUUCGGGCGACCAUUGGAAAAAUCAACAAGCCACAUCUGCGUACCCUGUUUUUCCGCGUUGCUCAACUGUGUCGGCUGGAUGUGAAGCUAGUGUUCGUGUGCGAUGGCAAUGCUGUGGAGCUCAAGUACGAGACAAUUUCCAAGCGUAUCGAUGCCAGGAAUGGCCGAACCUCGGGUCAAGCCACUGGCAGCAAGACGAAAAAGAAGUGUUCUCGCACACAGCUGAAUCGCCGAGUGAAAGAGUGUGUAGAUCUAUUGAGUUGCCUGGGAAUACCCACGAUCAAGGCGAAUGGCGAGGCCGAGGCGUUGUGUGCACUUCUCGACGCAGCAGGGCUAGUGGAUGGCUGCAUUACUGAAGAUGGCGACGCUUUUCUCUAUGGUGCCAAGGUGAUUUACCGUGGCUUGUCAACAAGCUCAAAGGAGAUGGAAGUCAGUCGUUACUCGAUGAGUCAAAUAGAAGACAAGCUUGGGCUGAAUCGGCGCAAGCUAGUGUCACUCGCCAUACUCCUGGGCUGUGACUAUCUUCCUCAUGGUAUACCCGGCGUGGGCAAGGAAACAGCCCUGAAGCUGCUGCAGUGCGUGCACGGUGAUAUUCUUGACAGGUUUAACUUUUGGACGCGCUGCAGAGGCAAGUCCAGUGAGAUCACCGACACCAUUGAAAGUAGAGUUUGCAGGAAAGCAUUGGACGUGUCCGGCUUCCCUUUCCCAGAGGUCACCAAUGAAUAUCUAACUCCUGACGAAGCUCUACCACCAAAGGCCUUCUCUUGGGUGCGGCCACGACUUCAUGCUGCAUGUGAUAUGUUAUCAUUGCUGUUAGAGUGGCCAGAGCAGUACGCAUGGGACAAGGUAUUUCCGCUACUUGCAAACUGGCAUCUGAAAGUCACCUUAUCACCACCAACACUUCUUCAAGCACACACGCCCGUGUGUUACUGUGUAGUGUUUCGGUACUGGCUUUGCGAUACUGCUUCCAAUUCAAGAAAACUGUUGGGGGAUCUGCUCUACAAACGAGUUACUCGUCACAAAGUUUUUAUUACAAUCAGCAGAAUGAUCUUGAAGACAUGCGUCCGUGCCGGUGUACCCUGCUAUGAAGUGGCGUGGAGGGGCAGCGAAGCACAGCGGCCGCGUAGUCUGGACGAUGCAGCCACGGCAACUGCUUCAGCUGCUGGGGAGCCCGACUGGAUGAUCAGCAUUGAACAUCGUGAUCUUGUUGAAAAGUGCCAUCCUAAGGUUGUUGAUCAAUUUGUGGCUCAGCAGGAGUGCCUGAAGAAAGCAAAGAAAGCUGGAGCUCGCCAGCGCAAAAAUACAGAGAAGAAAAAGAAGGGGGCUGAGGCAACAACAAGUACAGCCACAGCCGACAAGGAGAACACUGUCCCUGAAUCUGCUAAGACUGAACUAACUACUGAACCACUGCAAGCGAAGUCAGCAUCAUCAGGCAAAGUCGCAGAAAAUGCCGGCGUUCCCUUGCCAGGUGCGGCUUCCCUGCCAGCUGUGCGUUCAUUGAGAGAUAGACUGAAGAGGCCAGCUGCGCCGGCAGCUCGGGAAACUCUAUCACAACGCGGAGUUGAUCCUACGAACAUUGAUUGUGUUGUGGCCUCAACGAAUCCUUUCAAGCUGCAUGAUGAGAGCCUAGAAGUAAUUAAAGCACAGGGAUUUGACUAUGCCCUAGCUGACCUGGAUGCACCCAUGGCCAACAUUAGCCUGACGGAUUCCGCUGCUACCAACGAAUACAGCCCUGAUGUGAUCGCUCGUGCAUCAGAGCAGUCUACCUCUAAUGACUACAAUCAAGCAGCUACUGGAAUGGCAGCUUCGGCUUGUGUGCGGCGUUGUGAGCUUCCCUACUUCGAUCUUGAUCUGUCUGAGGAUCUCACCGUCCACUGUAGUGAAGCAGUACAGACGGUCGCCCACACCACCGAAUCCCCUGCACCUCCAGUAUGUGAGAGUAGGGCAGUAAGUCGAACACCGCCAGCAGCACCAGCGCCAGCAGCCUAUAUGCCGCUGGCAGAGCGUCUACGUGGCAGGCGUAACAAAGCAGUGAACGCCGGAAAGACUACAGACGUGACGGAAAAGCCUACAGCAACUGCUCAGGCUUCUGCGAAUCAUUACGACGGCCUAAUUCAAACGCUGGAUGAUCGGAACGUUAUAUCAGCCGUGACUAACUCCAGUCGUAACCAAUCUUCCCAAGUUAUCACUAACCCAUACAGUGAUACUAGCCACAGUAGAACAGUAGCUGAGCAGUCAUCUGUGCACAUGCACAGCGACACCGUGAAUGUCAACACGAGAACUACGACUGAACCGCAAAUAUCACUUGAUGAUUCUUACAUCAUGACAGUGUCUACACCACUGCAGCCUCGCUUUGGCAGACCGCGGGCCAUGUCGGUUGACAGCCCAGCCGAGAUGCGUACGAUGCAUCGCUCCCCCUUCGCUGGCGACACGUCAAUGCAGGCUGGUGCAGAUGACGACCAGGCUAUGGAUAUGACGUCGUCAUUCACAAUAGGUAGCCCAUGGCGAGUCCAUCCUGUGGAGGAGAGUUUCGGUCUGAGCAAGGAUGCACAGCUCUUGGCCAGCCUGGCGUCCGCCACACCAGCGGAGCAUGUGCAACACUAUCGUCAGCUGGCUUACACAGGCCACGGUGCAUCCGUGCAUGGAAUGUCCACUCCGACAGCGGCCAUGAGUCCCUGCUUGCCACGCGUGCAUGCACUCAAGCCGACAACCAAGCCCUCUCCAAUGUCAGACUCGAUGAAGCUGGAUGUUGGGCUGCUGACAUCCUUAGCAGACGGUAGCCCUAUGGCGUGUGGUUCAACCCGAGCUGCUGUGUUUGGCCUGGAGCAGAUGCCUGCAUACUGGGGAAGUUGUGCCAAGCCUAUUGUCAUCGAUUGACACCCUGGCUACUAUUUGCAUGUGUGGAUUUUUGGAAUUUUUGGAAUUUUUAUUCUCACAAUGGCCUGUAGUGUGCUGUUGUCAAUUUAUGCAGAAUGGCCUGCUACCGAUAGGAGCAGUUCUUCAAAGUAUUGUGUCACUGUAUUCUGCCCUAUUGUCUCGUGUCUGUGUACAUCUGUAGGUCUAUGCUCAGCUGUGCAGGUCACAGCAUUCCUGUUCUAUUCUCACAUAUUUGGCAAGUUUGAAAAGUUGAAGAUAUUCAUGUCUACCUUUUAAUAUUGACAUAGCAACCUCACGCAAGAAUUUAAUUUCCC